Molecule: messenger RNA, 4970 nt
Organism: Lolium perenne
Lineage: Eukaryota; Viridiplantae; Streptophyta; Magnoliopsida; Poales; Poaceae
Product: CBL-interacting protein kinase 23
Biological process (GO): signal transduction; protein phosphorylation
Molecular function (GO): ATP binding; protein serine/threonine kinase activity
Source: RefSeq, a predicted model, not a curated record
UCCCCGUCUCCUCUCUUCUCUCCCCUCCUCCCAUUCCGCCAUUAAACGAAGAACCAGUAGCACUACUCUGCUCCUGGAUCCUGACCCCUCUCUUCCAUGCCUGCGGUCGUCCGAGAGCGCGUCGUAGUGCACUGAGGAUCACCACAAGUCUCCAUGCGGCACCGGCAGCCAGGCGAGGAGGACAAGGAGCUGUUCGUGCAGUGGAGACCCUGCGACAAGCAGAGGUCCUAGUCGCCGGCCCGUCCCGUCGGACGAGCAGAUCCGGACGACGAACAUCUUUUAAUCUUGUCGGUGGUUGAUUCGAGUGGGGGAGGGAAGAUGGGCACGCAUGGCGGCGCCGGCAGCGGGAGGACGCGGGUCGGAAGGUACGAGCUGGGGAGGACGCUCGGGGAGGGCACGUUCGCCAAGGUCAAGUUCGCCAGGAACGUCGAGACCGGCGAGAAUGUCGCCAUCAAGAUCCUCGACAAGGAGAAGGUCCUCAAGCACAAGAUGAUCGCGCAGAUAAAGCGCGAGAUCUCCACCAUGAAGCUCAUCAGGCAUCCCAACGUUAUUCGGAUGUACGAGGUGAUGGCCAGCAAGACCAAGAUAUACAUAGUGAUGGAGCUUGUCACCGGUGGCGAACUUUUCGACAAGAUCGCUUCGCGCGGGAGGCUCAAGGAGGACGACGCGAGGAAAUAUUUCCAGCAACUGAUCAACGCUGUUGACUACUGCCAUAGCAGAGGCGUAUAUCACCGAGAUUUGAAGCCUGAAAAUCUUCUCCUUGACGCUAAUGGCACUCUCAAGGUGUCAGACUUUGGACUGAGCGCGCUGUCAAAGCAAGUGCGGGAGGAUGGGCUGCUGCACACCACUUGUGGAACUCCCAAUUAUGUUGCUCCCGAGGUUAUAAAUAACAAAGGUUAUGACGGAGCCAAGGCUGAUCUCUGGUCAUGUGGGGUGAUUCUCUUUGUCCUCAUGGCAGGGUACCUUCCGUUUGAAGAUUCAAACCUCAUGUCACUUUACAAGAAGAUAUACAAAGCUGACUUUACUUGCCCAUCUUGGUUCUCCACGAGCGCAAAAAAGCUCAUCAAGAAGAUACUAGAUCCCAAUCCUAGCACUAGAAUAACUAUUGCUGAGGUUAUAAGCAACGAGUGGUUCAAGAAAGGAUAUCAGCCUCCUAGGUUUGAGACAGCAGACGUUAAUCUGGAUGAUGUCAACUCUAUAUUCAACGAAACCGGGGAUCCAGCACAGCUUGUUGUCGAAAGGCGUGAAGAAAGACCAGCGGUGAUGAAUGCUUUUGAGUUGAUUUCUACCUCACAGGGCCUCAAUCUCGGCACACUCUUUGAGAAGCAAACGGAUUCUGUUAAGCGGGAGACAAGGUUUGCGUCGAGGCUUCCUGCAAAAGAGAUACUGUCUAAAAUUGAAGCAGCAGCAGGACCCAUGGGCUUCAAUGUACAGAAGCGCAACUACAAGCUGAAGUUGCAAGGAGAGAAUCCUGGAAGGAAAGGUCAGCUGGCAAUUGCGACAGAGGUUUUUGAAGUCACACCAUCACUCUACAUGGUUGAAAUCCGCAAGUCUAACGGCGACACCCUGGAAUUCCACAAUUUCUACCAUAGCAUCUCAAAUGGGCUGAAGGAUGUCAUGUGGAAGCCAGAAGGCGGCAUACCCGAAGCCGACGAGAUCCGGCACCGGAGGUCGCCGUCUCGACUCCGACGCGGUCGUACCUCACCUGGCUGCAAGGAACCCGCAUCGGGGCGGACAGCGACAGCCAUGAGGGAGGAGGUCAGGAGCUCGUCGGCGGCGCCCGCCGACCCGCCGCCGCGGUCGGCCUCGCCGCCCGCCACCCCGGUCGCCAGCUCUGCUGGUCCUUCAUCGCCUCCCGCACAAACAAAUGUAGUUACCAUGGAUUGGUUAGGCAGUGAGCAGUUAUCUAAAGUGGGGUCAUCAUCACUGGCUGCUUCACUUCCUGCUCAGCCUUCUCUCAGUACUAAUGCUGUUGGAGCUGCUAUGGAUUUCUCGCAAUCAUCAUGCAGACCAUGGGAGCGAGGAGAUUUACUUCAUCGACUGGCCACAUUUAAGCCCUCAACAUGGGCUUCCAAGCCAAAGGCUGCCAGUUCACUGGCUUGUGCUCAAAGGGGAUGGGUGAACAUUGACAUGGACAAAAUUGAAUGCGACUCAUGUGGCGCACAUCUUAUAUUUACUGCACUGACAUCCUGGUCUCCUGCUGAAGUUGCAAAUGCUGGAGAAGCCUUUGCCGAACAGCUCGAUGCAUCACACCAGAAUGAUUGUCCCUGGAGAGGGAAUAGCUGUGCUGAUAGCCUAGUGCAGCUCCACUUCAGCCCAUCAGCUCUUCUUGGUGGGUUUAAAGAUCGCUGCGAAGGGCUGUUGCAAUUUAUAUCUCUCCCUGUUAUUGCCUCUUCUGCAAUAGAGAGUAUGAAGCUCACUCGGAAUCAUCAGAUUGUGCAUGUGUUAUCCCAAUCAAUUGCGAUUCUGUGUGGGGAGUUGGGUUACAAAACAGACGGCACAGCAGGAAUUGAUGUCAAUCAUCAAGAUGAGACCUGCAGCUACUCUCAAGCGCAGAAGCUUAUUAGCCUUUGUGGAUGGGAACCUAGAUGGCUUCCAAAUGUACAAGAUUGGGAAGAAAACUCAACCCACUCUGCAAAAAUUGCAGCCUCGGCUGAACCAGAUAAAUCUUCCCGCUUUGCUGAGCAACAGCAAAAUUCGUACUCCACAUCAGUCAAAAAAGACAAGGGGAAAGGCAAACUACAUGUGAAAGAUUCUGGAUGCAGUUUGAGAUCACCUUUGCUGGAUUGCAGCUUAUGUGGAGCUACAGUGAGAAUCUGGGAUUUUACAUCUGUGCCACGUCCUGCUCAUCUUAAUCUGGGUAACAUCGAUGCACCUGAUGCAGGGACGAAACCUCUGUUAGCACGUGGAAUUAGUGCUACAAGUGGGAUCAAUGGAUGGGUUGCUGAAGGAGCAGAUAAGAACAAUGUUGAAGGACGUGAUGAAGCAUGUACUGAUGAGGGAAAAUCAAUGUCAAAUGCUCGUGUUGACCUAAAUCUGACAAUGGCAGGGGGGUUGCCACCAACCCAUUCUGGGAUGCUGUCAGUGCUUGGAAAUUUCAAUAACGGAGGAAUGGGAAUAGAUCUGGUGAUCGGUCAACCUUCCGGAAGCGAGGCUGGUGGCUAUGCAGCCUCAUUUGAAUCUCGUGGUCCCAGUUCAAGGAAGCGUAAUAUAGAGGAAGGUGGGAGCACAGCUGAUAAGCCAGUAAACAGGCUUCAGCCUGCUGACAGCAUAGAAGGGACUGUUAUUGACCGUGACGGUGAUGAAGUUGAUGAUGCUGCACAAAAUUCAGAUAUUCGGAGCAAAAGGCAUCGUGGCUUUAAUCUCUUUGAUGUCCACCCACCAUCUUCUUCUGGAGCUGGUCCCAGCAGAAAUUUUAGUCUUGAGCUGGAUAUAGAUGUCAAUAGAAUUCAGCCAUCUAAAGCCGAGGGUCCAUCUGCCCUUCACAACUCAUCUGCUAGAGACUCCAUGAGGGCAUCUUCUGUUAUUGCAAUGAAUAUUAUUCAUGGUGCGGAGGAAAAUUCAAUGGAUAGUGUUCAAUACCAGCCAUGUGAUGGUGAUGAUGUUGAGAAGCCUUCAAGUGCACUCAGGAGUGGUGGAAUGAGUGACACAUUGGAUCUCAACUAUAGCAACCUAGCACAGGAGAGCAGUUUUGUGCAUCCUGCUGCUGACAGUAAUGCAAGAGAUAUAGGAGGGAGCAGUAUGAAUGGAGGGGAAGAAGUCCUCAAUGCAGAUACAGCUCCCAUUUUGGCUAGAGAUCAACUUAGCUUGGGAGUUAGCGGAGGGAGUGUUGGAAUGGGUGCUAGUCAUGAAGCCGAAAUUCAUGGAGUCGAGGUUUCUGAACAUAAAACUGAGAGUGUUGUCGGAGAUGUAGAACCAGUUCCUGAGCUUAUUGAAACCAUGGGGCAGACUGGUGAAUCAGCCCCUGGGCCUGGAAUGAUGGAUGAGUUUGUCCCUGAAGAUGUUGGCCGAGAAGAGCCUCAGGGUGAUAGCCACGAUGUGGUCUCUAGGUUAGUGGGCCAAGUUGACAGUGGUUCAACUAAAGCUGAUUCUGUUGAGAGUGGAGAAAAGAUGAGCCAUGCCAGAGGCCAGGAGAGUAACCUGCAACAUUCUCUUUCUUGCAAUGCCAGAGUUUAUUCUGGCAUCGAUCUAUCUAAAGACGAAGUGACUCAGACUGGCAAAAUGCUGACUAAGGAUGAGUAUGAUCCAGGAAAUGAUCUUGGAGCAAUGAAUGGAGAAAAUGACUAUGGAACAAGUCUUCCAGAAUUUGAUCCAAUUAAGCAUCACAACAGUUGCUGUCCAUGGGUAAAUGGAUAUGUUGCCGCUGCUUGCUCUAUCAAUUCUAGUUCCAUCACAAAUAGCUCAGCAUUUUGUGGCUGGCAGCUUACACUAGAUGCACUUGAGACUGUCCAGUCUCUUGGGCAAGACCAAACUCAAGCCAUGCAGUCAGAUUCUGCAGCGUCACUAUAUAAGGUGGGGAUUAAGUCAAAAGAUGAUCGGGUUGCACCAAGCCACAAGCUGCCAAAAAGGCCAAAACACAGCAAGUGCUAAUCGAAACGCCCCUGGUACAUACAUACAUCUGCUAAACUUGAAUCAAGCUCAAAACUAGUUUUGCCAAUGCAAACCUGAAUGGAUUCGGUUUGCUAUUUGUAAGACUAGGUUUGCCCAACAUGCAAGAAGAGCUCAAAAAGCGCAAGCAGGCGGCAGAAGAGGAAUAAGUUGAGCCUUUUGCUUUUAGCCAUCAUUGUAGAGUGUAGAUGGGUUUGCCUUUUGCCAAGCUGUGUGUUUUCCAUUUAUGUUGUUUAUAUAUGUACUAUUCUGAGAGAUUCAGCGAGUCUAGAAUUAUGUAUCUACCCUAUGUUAUUUCGUCGAGGACUUGUGCAAGUGAACAGCAUUUGGCUCAUUUGACCAUAAUUUAAUUUCUGCUGUUA